UCUUGCUCAAAUCGUGAGGUACGAGCUUAUUGCUCAAAUUGGUCGGGCAAGAUAUUCAGAAACCAAACACCUCGAUCAUCCUGGCACCGUGCAUGGCUUCUUCCCCGCGUCUUCCUCUGCUCCUCGCCGUCAUUGCCACACUCUGCGCGGCCGCGGUCGGUCUGGACGCCAUACCCGUGCGUCCAUUAGGGCCUUCCUGCUCGACCGAAGAUAACUACACCGACGGCAGCCAGUACAAGAAGAACCUCGACCAGCUCCUCGCCGGCCUCCCCGCGGCAGCAGGAAGCAACGGCUGGUUCUACAACGGCACGGCUGGGGUGCCGGGGACGGCCGACCAGGCCUUCGGCCUCAUCAUGUGCUACGCCGACCGCAACGCCACCGAGUGCCAGGUAUGCCGCGACGGCGCUCCCGCCGAGAUCACCAAGGUGUGCCCAGGAAGCCGGACCGUGCGAGCGGCGUACGACUCCUGCGUGCUCCAGUACUCGCCGCCUCCCACCUUCUUCUCCCGCGCCAACCUGCAAAUUCCUUUCCUCGUGCGCACCAGCGCGCCCGGCGUCACCGUCGACCCGGACAAGAUGCUCAACGCGUGGCUCACGCUCAUGACCAGCCUUACGGGGCAGGCCGCGAGCUCGCCGUCACGGGUGGCGAACUCGUCCACGCCGUACGACGAUAACGCGACGAUGCCGGUGUACGGCCUGGUGCAGUGCACGAGGGACCUCAACUCGACGGAGUGCAGCAGGUGCAUCUCCUUCCUGGUCGGGCUGCUCAGGAAACGGUUCACCAACGACACCGGCGGCGCCAUCAAGGCGUACAGCUGCUACGUGAGGUACGAACUUGGCGCAUUCGACAUCACCCUGCCGCCUGAAUCGCCGCCGGCGUCAUCUCCACUGCCGGAAGGAUCAUCGUCUUCCUCAGGAACAGGGCUUGUGGCCGGCCUCUCUGUCGGCUCUGUCUUGUUAUUGAUCAUUUUUGGCUCCUUCAUCUGUCUCUCUCUACGGCGGCGGCAGAGGAAGCAAGCUAAGAUCCUUGAGCAGCAGCUGGAAGAGGGCAGCUUCUUCGACGGCGACGAUCCAGCCAUGGAGGACGACUUCGAGAAAGGGACCGGCCCAAAGCGGUUUCGAUACGGCGAGCUCGCCAUCGCCACCGACAACUUCUCUAACGAGAACAAACUCGGGGAAGGAGGCUUUGGCUCGGUGUACAGAGGACACCUCAAGGAAAUGAACCUUGAUGUGGCCAUCAAGAGAGUGUCCAAGGGGUCCAAGCAGGGGAGGAAGGAGUACGCCUCCGAGGUGACCAUCAUAAGCCGGCUCCGGCACCGGAACCUCGUGCAGCUCAUCGGCUGGUGCCAUGGCGGCGGCCAGCUCCUCCUCGUCUACGAGCUCAUGCCCAACGGCAGCCUCGACACGCACCUCUACGGCGGCAACAACGCCGCCGUGCUGCCAUGGCCAGUCAGGCAUGAGAUUGCGCUGGGACUGGCCUCUGCACUUCUGUACCUUCACCAGGAGUGGGAGCAGUGCGUCCUUCACAGGGACAUCAAGCCAAGUAACGUAAUGCUGGAUGGAUCCUUCGCCGCCAAGCUCGGUGACUUCGGGCUCGCCAGGCUCGUCGACCACGGCCGUGGAUCGCACACCACGGUGCUCGCCGGAACCAUGGGGUACAUGGACCCGGAAUGCAUGAUGUCGGGCAAGACUAGUGCCGAGUCGGACGUCUACAGCUUCGGCGUCGUCCUCUUGGAGAUCGCCUGCGGCAGGCGGCCUCUGGUGAUGGCGAAGCACGAGGACGACGCGGUGCACUUGACUCAAUGGGUCUGGGAUUGGUACGGCAAGGGAAGGAUCCUUGACGCCGCCGAUGAGCGGCUUGAAGGAGAAUUCAAUGGCGGGCAGUUGGAAUGCGUGAUGACCGUCGGGCUCUGGUGCGCUCACCCCGAUCGGAGCCUGAGGCCGUCGAUCAGGCAGGCCGUCAACGUGCUGCGCUUCGAGGCGCCGUUGCCGAGCCUCCCGGCGAGCAUGCCUGUGGCGACCUUCAUGCCACAGGUUGGUGCUUUCACUUCCACAUCUUCGGCUGUGACAGGAGGCACCAGCAGCAGCACUGGAACAUCUUCGGUUGCAACAGGUGUCAGCAGCAGCACUUCAGUUGUAACAGGCGUCAGCAGCAGCAGCGCCGGCACCAAAACAUCCUCCUUGUUGAAAUGAGAAGCAGAUCGGUGGGCCUUUUUUGGGACCAGAUUAGGUGUAGCAUCAGAUUGAUUUUUGACUAUCUAUAGAGGCAAAAGUAAUAGAAUUUGAUUCAUAGAA
Lolium rigidum is the source of this 2294-nucleotide messenger RNA. RefSeq names its product L-type lectin-domain containing receptor kinase IX.1-like. Gene Ontology annotation, biological process: protein phosphorylation. The transcript is spliced from 2 exons. Gene Ontology annotation, cellular component: plasma membrane. Lineage: Eukaryota; Viridiplantae; Streptophyta; Magnoliopsida; Poales; Poaceae. The coding region runs from base 93 to 2192 and encodes 699 amino acids. Gene Ontology annotation, molecular function: ATP binding; protein kinase activity. The record is from RefSeq and is a predicted model, not a curated record.